UGUUCUUUAAAUGAGUUAAAUGGUUGUUUUAUUUAAUGUGAUGGCUAGCAGAAAUGGAAGUAGGUAACAGAAAAUUCAGAUAGGUUUCAACUGCAGUCUUCCUUCUUGAUUAAAUUUUUUGCUAAUCUCUCAACAAACGUAGAUCUCAUAAGAAGAGACAGUCGCUAAUAGGAACAAUCCAGUACAGCUUGUGUACUAUCAACAUUUUUACUGAUAAGCAGCAAUUACAUGUAAGACAUGUAAGUCAAGUUUUGUUUUGUUUUUUUGAAAAAAAUCUUUUCAUCCACCACAGAAAUGUGAUUUCUUCCAGUUAUCAUUUGACAAGUGCUUAGAAAGCAGAAAAUGAGUGAAGUAACCCAGACUGACACUAAGGAGAAGAAUGACUGGAAAUGCUAGUAGUUCUGGGAGUUGCCCUAUAGAUUCGCAAGUAUCCAAGGAAAUCCUGCAAGUAUCCAAGGAAAUCCAGCAGGAGUUAUUUUUAGCACAUUCUGUGGCUUUUCUUGAUUCUUUAUCAGCUAACUCACACUUGAUGCUCUUGUGGAUGGAAGACCAGAGCAGUGCAUGUGUUUCUAGCUUGAAGUGAAGCAUUUCUGCAUGCGUAGUUCCAUGCAGCAGUUCCAUAAAAUGGGAAGUACAAUAUUGGUGUAAUAGCCAACAUAUCAUCUAUUACAGAAUAUUGUUAUACUCACAGGCCGUGGCCUUCCACAGCUUUUUAACAUGUCAUCGUAUGGGCUGUUGGUUCUGUUACCUGCUGUUCAGUGUUGUAUCUCCUCUUAUCUUUAGGGAUGCCUGAAAGUCAAAGGAAGAACGGCGAAAGCCACAGCAGCAGCAGUAGUUCCAGCACUGGCAGUUCUGUUGCUUGCUUUGGUCAGUAUCAAUAUACAGCAAAUGAAUAUCAAGCUAUCCAGCACGCUCUGCGUCAGAAACUGGGUCCAGAGUAUAUCAGCAGUCGGCAAGCUGGAGGAGGGCAGAAGGUCUGUUACAUUGAGGGUCACAAGGUAAUCAGUCUGGCCAAUGAAAUGUUUGGCUUCAAUGGCUGGGCGCAUUCAGUCACUCAGCAGAAUGUUGAUUUUGUUGACCUCAACAAUGGCAGGUUCUAUGUGGGGGUCUGUGCGUUUGUGAAAGUUCAGCUUAAGGAUGGGUCAUACCAUGAAGAUGUGGGGUACGGAGUGAGCGAAGGCCUAAAAUCUAAGGCCUUGUCCUUAGAAAAGGCAAGAAAGGAGGCAGUAACAGAUGGACUGAAGAGGGCACUCAAGUGCUUUGGGAAUGCUCUUGGGAACUGCAUCCUAGACAAAGACUACCUACGAGCUGUGAAUAAGCUUCCGCAUCAGAUGCCCUCUGAUUUGGAUUUGGCCAAAGCUAAAAGACAAGACUUUGAGCCAGAAAUAGAGAAAGCAAGAUACAAUAGCUGUUUGGAAAGACACGGCACAGGAUGGAGACAACACGGUGACACAGUAUCUACUUGUAAACCUGGUCAGAUGGAGGCUUCCACAGAUGCAGAUCAAAAACAGCCAAAUAGUUCAAGGGGCAGAAAUAUAGACUCGUCAGCUAUUGAAUGUGAUGCCACUUACCAGCGGAAAUUGCGACAAAAGCAGCUACAGCAACAGUUCCGGGAAAAAAUGGAGAAAAAGCAUCAGGUUCCAGUAGUUACUUCAGGCAGCAAACAGGCAACAUCCGAUCCUCCUGUAAAGCACAGCACUCCAACAACAGCACAACAGGAAUUAGCAAUAGAAGAGGAAUUCUUUGCAGAUGACCCUGAACUUUGGGAUAUUUCCUUGGAGACCACUGAUCUUAAGAUAGCAGGCCACAAAAUGGCAUGCCCAUCCGCUGGACACCAGACACCUGAAACACCGCUUGGACAUCAUCAACUGACUGCUCGUAACAGGACACCUCAAAGAACAAAUUAUCACAAGUCUUCUGCAAGGCUUGCCCAAUUGCAGCCUUCUACUAAUCUCAUGAGCAAUAGCCAUUGUGCCAACUGGCCCGUAUCAGCAGAGUGCAGUCCACAUAGAAGCCAAAGCUUGAAGAAAAGGAGGCUAGAACCUACAUAAGACAACUGGUGGUAUCAUUACCAUCACUGAAUUACAUCAGAGGACUGCCGUUGGCUGUUCAAAUUAUGUCAAGAAAUAAAGCAUUAAUGGAUUUUUUUUCCUGUAUAUUAUGAUGAUGCAACACAGAAGAGAGAACUUAAUACAGCCUACCAUGAAGACCUUAAUGUACUUUGGCGGGGGGGGGUCCUUUAAAACGUUUCAAAUGCCUUUUUCUAUAAAGAAGCAAUCAUUAGUGCUUCUAUAGCAUUAAAUUUGUGGCUGUAUUACAAGUUGAAAUUACAAUUAAUUCGCCUGAAAUGAUAGCAGAAUUAAUCCUUGGUAUGAGUUGCAAGUCAUUGCUUCUUUCUUCCUCAGUGUUGCAUUUCAACUGGAAAAUGGUUUCCUCCAUGCUAAAUGAGAAAGUGGAUUAAGGUCAUCUGAUGGAAAGUGUACAAGCUGGGGUCUUGCAUUCAGCCAGGCUGAGUGCUUAAAAUUGCUGGUGUCAGCAUCCGCCUCCAACCGCUGCACCGGUGGCGUUAGAACUGCUCACAUGGACAUAACUGUCCUCCCCAAGGUGUUCCUCAUUCAGCUGCGCUGCUGCAGCAGGACAGCACAGGGGCAGGAGCACACUGGGACUGCGGCUGAGUAGUUGCAUGUGGUAUCUCAGUCUCAGACAGUAUUUGCUUGGGCUGCUUAUAAAAUGGAUGGGAGUUGCAGUUUUGUUCCUUGAAGUUUUUAGAUAAGCUUUCAGUCCUUUUUUAAUGUCAAAAUAAACAUGAAACUUGGAAAACAAACCCCAGUUGAAGCUGUUCGUGACUCAGUGCUGUUCAACCCAUUAAAACUCAUUUCCUGUUUAACAGGCUGAAAGAAAUUAACAUUCUUGAGUAGGUGCAAGUAGGAAACUAAAGGCUAUCACAGCCUUUGCUUUAGUAUGAGAAGCAAGUAGGAAAAAGGUGCAAGUGUUUUUUUUAAAACAUUAGAGCAAAGCAAGUGAUGUUCCUUUUAAUAAGAUAGUGGAAGAAAAGGUUAAAAGAAGACUGUAAGUACUAUUUGAGAACUACUGCUCUAGCCAGGAUAGUAUAGCCACACUGCUCUUGUUUGCCCACAGGAAGGGAAGUGUCCUACUGGACAGCUCUUGCCCUCUCCCUCCCUAUAGUGAAGAGAUGCAGCAGCUACAGCUGCUGCUUGGCCAGGCAGGAACCUGGCUGCACUGCAGGAGGGUUCAGGCUGGCACCUGCUCUGGCAGCUCUCACCCUGGUGGCAUUUAGAGGUCCCCAGUUCUCAAGGAGGGGGCUUGUAUUGCAGAACAACCUGCAGUACCAGAGACAAGGAUGUAAGACAGAGUGCCACAGCCAGUUAGAGUUGAGCCAGGAGAAUGCUUUACACUCUGAUUAUUCCAACCUUGAAAUCAAUGUCAGACUUGAAACAGGACCUUGUUCCUUUGCUUUGUCAUCACUGGUCUAUCUGGUCAAGUUUCUUCAAGCAAUCUAAAUGUAAAUACAUUUGAGGUAUUAAGAAUUUACUCCUGUUCCUCCCCUGCUUUCCCAAAGACCUUACCUUUUCCCUUCACCACUUAAUCGGUCCUCCUUUCUCAAAGAGUCUCUACUAUCCAUCUACCUCCCAAACAGGACAGAGAACGAGGACUGUUUUUAUUAUGUUAAGGCAGGACAAGUUAUAAUUAUCUGUAAUAGAUCACAUGGUCAGAAGCCACCUAGAAAAUAGUUUCACAUUUCACCAAACUAGUUGCUCUCUCAGAGGUGAGUUCAGAACAGCUUUGGGAAGAACCACGUACCACAUCUUCAAGUCACAUACUGACAAAUGAAAUAAGUUACCUGUUAGGAAGGGAAUGUGCAGACAACACGAACACAAAGCAUUGCCAGACUUUCGCAAGAAAAAUGCAAGAGCCCUCAUACGUUCAAAACAACAGCUCUCUUGACUCUACAAAAAACCAGAGCAAAUGUGGAUGUGCCGCCUUUAAAAGAAUUCACUGAAAUACAUAUCACAGGAUAUGUCCUUUUUUUA
Molecule: messenger RNA, 4052 nt
Organism: Struthio camelus australis
Lineage: Eukaryota; Metazoa; Chordata; Aves; Struthioniformes; Struthionidae
Source: RefSeq, a predicted model, not a curated record